This is a messenger RNA of Notodromas monacha, 524 nucleotides long. The record is from the annotation of a GenBank genome assembly. Lineage: Eukaryota; Metazoa; Arthropoda; Ostracoda; Podocopida; Cyprididae.
AUGAAUGAGCCGGAGAUAGGAACGUCUUCAUCACUUGAUACAAGGAAUGUUGCCAAAUCAGUGAACCAAAGCAUAAACUGGUUCAGCGGCUGUGACAAGAUGGAAAUCCUGAAUGGUGUGAAUGGAAAAACUUUAUCUGAAGCUGGUGGAGGGAAGCAAUCCAUCUCCCGGCUUUGCAAAUCUUCUAUAUUUGCACAAUGGAUUGCGUUGUCGAUCGCUGCGACGGGGGUGAAGAAGCAGGAAAACCUUUAUGCUGACGCCAAAGCAGCAGCUACUGAUUACCAGGAAGCCAAGAAGGCCGCAAAUUCAUCUCUGGAGACUGGAGGAUUUUCGUCGUGGGUGUCCAAACCGCUUGAAAUUGAUUCAUUCGCACUCUCUUAAUGGAUAGAAAUAUAUAUUUUUGUGAGAAUUCUUCGGAAUUGACUCGUCUUGUUGAAACAAAAUCGGCGUUUCGUGUGAAAAUCUGUUCGUUUGAGGAGGUUUUGCAUACGUGGAUUGAACAAGCGGGAAACAAUUCCGAGACG